Messenger RNA from Pomacea canaliculata, 2531 nucleotides. Its product is annotated as coiled-coil domain-containing protein 83-like. The transcript has 12 exons. Lineage: Eukaryota; Metazoa; Mollusca; Gastropoda; Architaenioglossa; Ampullariidae. The coding region runs from base 161 to 1177 and encodes 338 amino acids. The record is from RefSeq and is a predicted model, not a curated record.
GGAAGCUACUCUGUCUCCACGCUGUGUGUAAUAGCAACAAGGGAAGCUACUCUGUCUCCACGCUGUAGCGGUUGCUAACGCUCUGUCAAUAUGGCCGCUGCGGACUAGACCCCACAACUAAACACAAUUUCUUUUCGUUCUUUGGGAGUUUUUAAGAACCAUGGGGAAAAAAGGCAAGAAAGGAAAGAAAGCUCCAGAGGUGACUCCACAAGAAGGUCUUCUUGCUUACCAAAUCAAUGUGGUAGAGAAGAAGCUGGAAGAUGUUGGGUAUGAGAUCCGUGGAUGGGUAGAGAAAAACAAGCGUCAUCUGGAACGGAAUGAGAACCUUAAGGCUGAACAAAAGCUGCUUUGGCAGGAUCUACUAGAAAAUGCACGAGCUGUUGCUAGGGUGUUUGAGAAUGAGGAGAUCGUAACAUAUAAAGAGGUCGUUGAUGCCAUGAAGGAAAAAUGGUCAAGACAAAGACAGCGGGAAAAGGAAAUUCAAGAUCUUAAAAGUCAGAUUGCACGGAAAAUGGUGGAGAUUGAAGAAAUGCAACAGGAAGUGAACGUUUGGUUAGCUUACCGUGAUGCUGGGAGACAUGUUCAUGAUACUGAGAUUCGUAUUUUGGAGCAAGAGCUAAGAGACUUGCAAACUUCUUAUGAAGAUAUGUCCACCACCUUGGAGAAAAGCUUCCUUGCUUCAAAAACUGAAGUUGAGAAAUACACAGAUCAGACUUUAGCUUUGCAAAAGGAUAAAGCAUCAGAUAAAGCUAUGUCAUGCCUGGACAAAAAAGACCGACAGGAAGUGCUUGACAAUGACUGGCUGAAGAAAGAGGUGCAGAUCCACCGCUUUGAGACAGCCAAGGUACGAGAGAGGGUGGAAGAUCUAGAGCGCACUAAUCUAGAAAUGAUGAGCGACCUUUUUGACUGCACAGUGGAGGACCUCAAAAUUUCUAGGAAUUUCUUCCUUACACAAUGUGAGAAUGCAGAAAACUUGGAAAGUGCAGGUCUUUUGGAGAUGGAUCUGUGUCGCCUUUUGCCACCUGAUCCAGACCAUGACUUUGUGAAAGGUCGACCACCAAGUGCCACCUUGAAGGCUGUGCAGGAUAAACUCUUGUCAAUUACCAACCACCCUGAAGAACAGGCUGCAGAAUCAAAGAUGAGAGCGAAACUACUGAUGAGCCUAUCCCUUCUUUGAUGUUGGAAGAAGAAGAUUUUGAGGAUUAUCUUCACCUGGGACCUGUGGAGUUAAAACUUCUGAGCAUUGCUGGCACACAGGCUACGCUGCACAAGCCUGAGCCUUUGACAUCAACUCAACUGGCUGCUAAAGAUUACAACCCUGAUGUCUGGCCUGUUACACGACGAAUGCUGAAGAAGGCACUGUCACCCUGCCCCAAGUGAUAUUUAGUAGCUGUCGUACAACUUCAGUUAGCUGCAAAACAGUAUGGCUGAGUUGUUUUUAUUUUAAAUCCCUGGACUGUGAGUGAACAGUUUGGAGGCUUCUUGCUUUUGCAUCAAACUUUCUGUGUUCCAGAAGCAUGUGCACAAAGGAUGUACUGGGGUAUGUAGAGGCUGUGACUUUUGAUUCCUAAUUUGCACACCAGUAACAAAUAAUAAUUAUAUUUACAAUUUGUAAUCCAUGCAUAAUACGUAACUAGUACAAUUACUUUGUGGAAAGCGUGUAUAUAAUAUAUAUAAAGUAUUUUAUAUUUAAUAAAGAUAUUAAGCUCUGUCUCAGACAAUUUAGAAGGGUAAAGACUAAAUUUCACACUGUUAAAGCACUAUCAUAAUAUAAAAACUCUAAUUUCCUGUUAAAGCACUGUCAUGAGAAAGCAAGGAGUGACAUGGAGCUAGCCUGGACGCUAGAAGACAGUGCUGGGUGGUGAAAGAGGAAAGAAUGUGAAGCUUAUGUGUAUGUGAAAGGACAUUUAUCUCUCUUUUUUUGGUAAAAAAUCAGCCAGCCUUUGCCUUAUCGCUAACGUUUUCUUUGAGGUGCAAGAAAUAGACCUUUAUCCUUUUUUCUGCAGUAUUUUAAAUAUAGAUUACUUUAGUCUUCAGUUUUAAGAUUGUUUAAAAUAUGGUGCUAAUGCAUGCCUUUCCAUUUUCACAUCAUAAUUUUCCAUGCUAGCAAUUUUGGGAAAGUGACGUUUAGUUAAUGCUGAUGCUUAAGGGUCCACACAUCUUUUUGAAACCACAGACUUACCUCCGCAAAUAUGUCAAAUGAACACAUUUGGUAUUUGGUAUAAAUAUUUUGACUUGUGAUCAGGAUUUUAUACCUUUCUCCAUGGUGAUGUUUGUAGACCCAUAUCUCAGGAAGAAGUAAGUGGAGAAAGUGGUUCACUCAAUAAUAAGAUUACAUUGUACAGAGCUCAUUCCAGUCAUUUGAAAAAUGUUUUGCGCUAUAGUAGAUCUUUAAAUCUGCUGUUGACUGCUACUAUGCAGCUUGAUGUUUGCAGAUGAAGUGUUUGUCCAAAAAUACCCACAAAUAUUUUUAUUUUGUUCAUCACUUGUCAGAUGAUGUCUGCAUUAAAAAAGAUUCAUUUGCUUUUGAA